AGCCUCCAGGGUCGGGACAACUGCACUGAACUGCAAUGCAAGCACAUGAGUUGUUUAGACACCUACGAAUGCCAGAGCUUGGGGACGUCAGGCAGUAUGUGCGCACCCUUCCGACAAACACGCUGAUGGGCUUCGGUGCUUUCGCAGCUCUCACGACCUACUGGUAUGCCACAAGGCCUAAAGCACUAAAGCCACCAUGUGAUUUAGCAAUGCAAUCUGUGGAAGUAGAGGGUGGUGAGCAUGCUCGAAGGUCCUCUCUUCUUAACAGUGAUGAACUGUUGAUUUACUACUAUGAUGAUGUGAGAACAGCUUAUGAUAUCUUCCAAAGGGGUUUGCAAGUAUCAAAUAAUGGUCCAUGUCUAGGUGUUAGAAAACCAAACCAGCCAUAUGAGUGGAUCUCCUAUAAAGAGGCUUUAGACAGAGCAGAGUGUGUGGGUUCUGCAUUACUCCACCGAGGCUUCAAACCAUCUCAUGUUCAAUAUAUAGGAAUCUUUUCACAAAACAGACCUGAGUGGGUUAUCAUUGAACAGGGAUGCUACGCGUUCUCCAUGGUGGUGGUCCCACUCUAUGAUACACUGGGAACUGAAGCAAUUACCUACAUUGUGAACAAAGCUGACUUGUCAUUGGUUUUCUGUGACAAACCUGAGAAGGCCAAACUUCUGCUAACCAGUGUGGAAAAGGGGGAAACUCCAAUACUCAACACCAUUGUUAUCAUGGAGUCUUUUGGCAUGGAUCUUGUGGAACGUGGCAAAAAGUGCGGAGUGGAAGUCUUCAGCAUGAGAGAAAUGGAG
This is a messenger RNA of Antrostomus carolinensis (chuck-will's-widow), 791 nucleotides long. Its product is annotated as long-chain-fatty-acid--CoA ligase 1-like. Gene Ontology annotation, cellular component: endoplasmic reticulum; membrane. The record is from RefSeq and is a predicted model, not a curated record. NCBI's taxonomy places the organism in Eukaryota, Metazoa, Chordata, Aves, Caprimulgiformes, Caprimulgidae. Gene Ontology annotation, molecular function: long-chain fatty acid-CoA ligase activity. Gene Ontology annotation, biological process: long-chain fatty acid metabolic process. The transcript is spliced from 6 exons. The annotation marks the transcript as partial.